GCCAGCUAAGGCAGGGGAACGGGUGACUCGAAUCUGACGGGAGAAAUGGCUGGCCAGGCAGAUUCUUAUUUCUUCCUUAAACUCAGUUAUAAUUUACCAGUCAUCUAAUCCGACGGAGUCUGCCUGCAUCUCUCGUUUUCAUUCUCCAACUGGUACUGCAAUGGAAGCUCUCGCCGCUUCCCAUCAACACCACCUUCCUCUUCCUCUCCUUCAGUCGCCGCCACAAAUUUCCUCUUCCCUUCUUCCUUCUUCUGGCCGGAACUGGAGUUUUGCCAGCGCCACCAAGCGGCCGCGCUCGUCCUAUUCAUCGUCAUUGGGCAGUAACCCAUUUCCAAACCCCAAACUAGUUCUUCCGUCCUCCUCCUAUUCCACCGUCAGAUGCGGUGCCUCUUCUUCGUCUUCCGCAAUUACCCAGAUUACAGAGGCCGAGUUCCCGUCCGUUGUGCUCAGCUCCGACCGCCCGGUCCUCGUUGAGUUCGUUGCUAAUUGGUGCGGCCCUUGUCGCUUGAUCUCUCCCGCCAUGGAAUGGCUCGCUAAGGAAUAUGCUGACACAUUGAAGGUUGUGAAGAUCGAUCACGACGCGAAUCCAAAGCUAAUAGAAGAGUACAAAGUCUAUGGAUUGCCCGCUUUGAUGCUCUUCAAGGACGGACAGGAAGUGGCCGGGAGCCGGAGGGAAGGUGCUAUUACAAAGGCGAAGCUCAAAGAUGUCUAUGGCGGAACAGAGAGAGACAGAGACAGAGACAGAGUGACAAACUAGUGCUUGCUUGGUCUUUGUUGAGAAAGGAAAGGAACUCAGCUUUCCAGAAUCCCCCAAACAGAAUUCAGGGGUUAUUGCUCAAGCAACAAGUAGCUCCCAAACUAAAACUACUGUCGCCUACAAACUCUACUCCUGCCUUACCUCGAUGGUCCUUUUUUCUUGAGCAUUUCACUAUUUUCUGUCCUUAUUAAAAAAAGAAAAAAAACAAAGCCCU
This is a messenger RNA of Linum trigynum, 971 nucleotides long. NCBI's taxonomy places the organism in Eukaryota, Viridiplantae, Streptophyta, Magnoliopsida, Malpighiales, Linaceae. The record is from the annotation of a GenBank genome assembly.